GAAUUCAAUUUGGAGCGGUAAAGGCCUAAUGUUGAAGUUGCUGGCCAUUCCUAAAGGCUUGUGAGAAGACAAGUUCCUAAACAUGGCAUUGAAUAGAAUUCAGUUGGUAAAAGGGCUAGAAGAUGUGACGCUGUGUGAGAAAGAAGCCUGUACAUUUGAGGUGGUCCUCAGUCAUGCGUACAUCCAGGGUCAAUGGAGCAGGGAUGGGGUACCACUUAAAUCCAGGCCUGUUUGUCGAAUUGCCACGCAGGGCAAAAAACACACUCUCACACUCACGCGCGUCACGGUUGCUGACAUGGGUGUCAUCAGUUUCAAGGCUGAAGGGAUUGAAAGCUCUGCAAUGCUGACAGUCAAAGCCAGGAAUAUAAAGAUUGUGAAGGCUCUUCAGAAUGUCAGUGUGACUGAGAGGGAGAGCGUGACAUUUAUCUGUGAGGUCAACUGGGAAGAUGUGGAUGGGAAGUGGUACAAGGAUGACAGCCGGUUGAGAGCUGGGGACAAUGUUAAAAUAAAAUGUGAAGGUAAAACACACUCCUUAACCUACAAAUCAGUCAAACCAGAAGAUGCUGGUGAGAUCAGAUUCACUGCUGAGAGGGUCUCUUCAACAGCAACACUGGGAGUCAAAGAGCUUCCAGUUCAUAUUGUGAAGCCCCUGAGAGUGAAGAUCGCCAUGUACAAACAUCGUGCCUUGCUGGAGUGCCAGGUCUCUCGUGUCAAUGCUGUGGUUAAAUGGUACAGAAGAAAUCAUGAAAUUGUGCCAAAUAGGAAGUACCAAACUAUCAGUGAAGGUGUGUACCGACAGCUUAUCAUAGAUGAUGUGGGAUCUUCAGAUGAAGACACUUUUACCUGUGAUGCUGUCGAUGACAGGACUUCCUGCCAGCUGUUUGUAGAGGAGCAGGCCAUCAGCAUUUUGAAAGGACUCAGUUCUGUGGAGGUCAUGGAGCCUAAAGAGGCUCGUUUUAAGGUGGAAACAAGUAUUAAGUUAGAGAGGGCACCCAAAUGGACCCUGAAUGGGCAGAUACUAUGUCCCUGUCCAGAAAUCCGGAUUGAGAGGCAAGGAACAUCGAACAGACUCAUUUUCACUCAAACCGACAGUAGUAUGUGUGGCACUGUGCAGUUCACCUCGGGGAAGAGCAAGUCAGGAAGCUCAACUCACAGUUACAGGUAA
Molecule: messenger RNA, 1165 nt
Organism: Carassius auratus (goldfish)
Lineage: Eukaryota; Metazoa; Chordata; Actinopteri; Cypriniformes; Cyprinidae
Product: obscurin-like
Exons: 6
Coding region: 83-1165 (360 amino acids)
Source: RefSeq, a predicted model, not a curated record